Molecule: messenger RNA, 1027 nt
Organism: Ochlerotatus camptorhynchus
Lineage: Eukaryota; Metazoa; Arthropoda; Insecta; Diptera; Culicidae
Exons: 3
Coding region: 261-941 (226 amino acids)
Source: RefSeq, a predicted model, not a curated record
UUCUGGUGCGGUUUAAGCUACACCUGAAAUUAACAAACAUUCGAGGAUGGAAUUUUGGAUACCUGUGCACCAUCAGCGAUAGUGGAAAAAGUGUGCCUCCUUAUCAACGCCCAAGCCCUUGCACCACACUCAUCAUAAUUGAUGUAUUAUUUUCUUCAAAACACUUAGUGACUGUGUGACAAGAGCCCGUGUAAACCAGUAAAUCAGGUGUACUGAAGUGAUUUUUUACUUGUAAAAACGACAUUGAACAAAACUAAAUAAUGGAGCUUCAAAAUCAAAUUUAUUUGAUAACUGCCAUUUUCGGUGGAGUAUGCACACUUUUACUGGUGUUCAUCAUGGUGUUGGCAAUCUAUGUGAUCAAUCUCAAGAAGACUAUGAUUGUUAAAGAGCCUGAGAGAAAAUAUGAAAACUAUGGAUUCGAGCAUGACGUUCCUGUUCAUAACAUAACGGAUGAUCUGCGGUCUAUGAAGUCUGAAGUUAACCGACGACCACCACCACCGCACAAAAGCAAUCUUGCGAAACCGCGCAAUGAUGACACUCACAUUCACAACAACGUUCGGCGAACAGAAAAACGUCCAGCGACAGCAGGGAUGGGUCGCGAUGAACGGAAGCGUCAGUAUUCCGAAAGCGGUGAUACUUCUGGCCGGGACUUCGACAGUGCUUUCGACAAUGAGAUAAACAACAUGUUCGAUAUCGAUGAUGAAGAUGAUGACCAAAGUGUGGUGAGUGAUCGAAAUUCACGUUACAAUCAACAGGGUCGUCAAAAGAGCACAGCACCGCCGCCACCGUCAGUUGGGAUAUCAGCUAACCGAGCAAAUCGCAACCAUCAACAGCAGCAGAUGGGACGACAGGUGAGAGGGAAUGGCUAUCCCAAUUCUGCAUACCAUUCGGGCAAUCCACACGAAGGGAAAACAUACUUUAAUGAGCGAGGUAUGUAUUAGAUAAGUACCGAACGAUUGCGAACAUAUAAAUAACACAUUUAUUAUUAAAAAUCACGAUUAUAUUACUUAACAAAAGAGUAUUAUUA